Molecule: messenger RNA, 425 nt
Organism: Hibiscus syriacus
Lineage: Eukaryota; Viridiplantae; Streptophyta; Magnoliopsida; Malvales; Malvaceae
Exons: 3
Coding region: 46-387 (113 amino acids)
Source: RefSeq, a predicted model, not a curated record
AAUGCUCAGGAUUCAGCCAAAGAUUUGCAAAAUAAAUGCUUUAAAAUGGUCGAGCAAGUGAUCGAAAAGCCUUUUAACAGUUCGACUCUGACUGAAAGUGGUGGAUUAGAGAAUACCCCACCGCUCCAGGACCAGAAACGCGACGAGAAUCCUCAAGACUCGGGCAAAGACCCGCGGAAAACAUGCACCCCAGAUAGGCUCAAACUCUCCAAAGCCUUCAAUUAUCCUGAAAGGUACAGAAGUCCGACUGAUUCCAUUAUGUCGCCUGUUACUAAAGGUAUUCUUGCAAGAAACAGGAAAGCUGGAGGUUCACUAUUACCACCUAGUAUAAAUCAAACCAAGAUUCAUGAAUUGCCUGCUCAAGAUGUUGGUCUUUCUCAGAACUGAACAACUCACGGUUGCUGUUUUAAAAAAACCAGAUAGAU